This is a messenger RNA of Alnus glutinosa, 2177 nucleotides long. RefSeq names its product internal alternative NAD(P)H-ubiquinone oxidoreductase A2, mitochondrial-like. The record is from RefSeq and is a predicted model, not a curated record. Gene Ontology annotation, molecular function: NADH dehydrogenase activity. Bases 282 to 1919 code for a protein of 545 amino acids. The transcript has 10 exons. Lineage: Eukaryota; Viridiplantae; Streptophyta; Magnoliopsida; Fagales; Betulaceae.
AGUCACGAACUUCGGCCUUCAUAUAAACACCCCCAACGUUCUUGGACACCUUGUAGAAAAAACCCCACAAAGCAAAACAGAAAAGAAAAGAGCUGCUGCUGCUGCUGCUGCUUCAAAAAGGGAUUUGUGGUGCUGUACAAGGAGAUUUUUUGAUCUUUUUGUCUAGCUCUCUGUUUCUGACCAGAGCAGUGUAGAUUCAAUAGAUCAAACCUUCUGAAUCUGGGUCUUCAUAUAAGGUCCAAAGGGUAUCAGGUCUUGCUGUAAGAACUGGUAUUCUCAUCAUGGCAUUGGCAAGGGUUGCUAGAAGUGGCUUGAGAAGGUCAGGAGGCACCUUUGGCAGUUACAGAAAUGAGGAUGCAUUCUGUGAAGGAGUAUCCCCAUACCAAUGUUCCAUACCUUCCCUUGAAAAUUUCAGAGAAAACAGCAAUAUGUCACACUUCCACAGCCUCAAGCAGGUAAAUCACAUGAGCUUUUGGAGCAGGGGGAUAAGGGUAACCCCACAUUAUCAAUCGUCUUCUGCUGAGAUGAUUGCAGAGGCGUCUGAUGCAGAGUAUGAUGAGCCAAGCUAUGCAGGACUAGAAGCAACCAAGCCUGGUGAAAAGCCAAGGGUUGUUGUCCUUGGUACCGGGUGGGGUGCUUGUCGAUUCCUUAAGGGACUAGACACCAAUAUUUAUGAUGUUAUUUGCAUAUCACCAAGGAAUCACAUGGUCUUCACUCCUUUACUUGCUUCAACUUGCGUUGGAACCCUGGAAUUCCGCUCUGUAGCUGAACCUGUUAGUCGGAUACAGACUGCAUUAGCAAAGAGUCCCAAUUCCUACUUCUAUCUUGCUUCUUGCGUUGGCAUCGACUCUGACAAACAUGAAGUCUACUGUGAGACUGUUAGCAACGGUGGAUUACCUCGUGAUCCUUACCAGUUUAAAGUUGCGUAUGACAAGCUUGUCAUUGCUGCUGGAGCUGAGCCCUUGACUUUUGGAAUCAAGGGGGUGUAUGAACAUGCAUAUUUCCUUCGUGAAGUGAACCAUGCUCAAGAAAUAAGGAAGAAGCUUCUCUUGAACUUGAUGCUCUCUGAAAAUCCAGGCAUAUCAGAGGAAGAGAAGAAACGAUUAUUACACUGUGUUGUUAUUGGAGGUGGCCCUACAGGGGUGGAGUUCAGUGGUGAAUUGAGUGAUUUUAUUAUGAAAGAUGUUCUUGAGCGGUAUACUCAUGUGAAGGAUUAUAUCAAAGUCACCCUCAUAGAGGCAAAUGAGAUUUUGUCAUCCUUUGACAUUGGGCUACGUCAAUAUGCAACAGAACACCUAACCAAGUGCGGUGUUCGCCUUAUGCGAGGUGUUGUGAAAGAGGUGCAUUCGAAGAAGAUAGUUCUCAAUGAUGGGACUGAUGUUCCAUAUGGUCUCUUGGUCUGGUCUACUGGCGUUGGUCCCUCCAAAUUUGUGAAGUCACUAAAUCUUCCCAAGUCCCAGGGUGGAAGGAUUGGUGUUGACGAAUGGUUGCGGGUUCCCUCUGUGGAAGAUGUAUUUGCAGUUGGAGAUUGUGCUGGUUUUCUGGAACAGACAGGGAAGCCAGUUCUUCCAGCAUUAGCUCAGGUUGCAGAAAGAGAAGGCAAAUUUCUGGUGGGGUUGUUUAACAAAAUUGGAAAGCAGAAUGGGGGCAAGGCAUUCUCUGCAAAAGACAUCCUUCUUGGAGAGCCUUUUGUGUACAAGCAUCUUGGAAGCAUGGCAACAGUAGGCGGUUAUAAGGCGCUUGUGGACCUACGCCAAUCAAAGGAUGCAAAGGGCAUAUCUUUGGCUGGAUUUCUAAGCUGGCUGAUUUGGCGGUCGGCCUAUCUCACACGCGUUGUCAGUUGGAGGAACAGGUUUUAUGUGGCCGUGAACUGGGCAACGACACUGGUCUUUGGCAGAGACAACUCCCGAAUAGGCUGAUGGCUGUCGGCAAACAUUUGUUUCAGGCUUUGAGCUGAUGAUUACCAUUCUCUCUGCAUUCCUUCAAAUUUUGAUCCCACAAUUUGUGAAAUUUUGCUAAAGCAUUCAAUUUAAGUUUGACCUUGGUUAUCAGUUCUGGUUGGAGGUUGGUAAUUGUGCAAGCAGAGCUUAUACAUGCGCAUAUUGUAGAAGCUAUUUGUUGUUACAACACUACCAUAUCCAUAUCAAUUCACUCUGAGAUGAUGGUCAAUUUUAGAA